Messenger RNA from Suillus fuscotomentosus, 1021 nucleotides. RefSeq lists its product as uncharacterized. The transcript is spliced from 11 exons. The record is from RefSeq and is a predicted model, not a curated record. Lineage: Eukaryota; Fungi; Basidiomycota; Agaricomycetes; Boletales; Suillaceae. Bases 179 to 790 code for a protein of 203 amino acids. Gene Ontology annotation, molecular function: calcium ion binding.
UAAUACUUGUACGUGAGGACGUUGUGCUACACCGCCACACAAAGCCAGAAGUCAUUCAUAUUAAUCAGCGCUGCGCUUGUUCUCCACAAGACAAGCCUUCUUGCUUAUCAACCACAACAUCACACUUAUCAGCCACCAACAAAUCGAAUCUUUGACCCAACACAGAACUUAUUAAGCCAUGGCAUAUCAAAAUUCACCCUAUGGUGGAUAUGGAGGACCUGGGGGGUUUUCUUCAGGUAUGGCCCAGGCAGGUCUUCCGCCUGGUGCUGAUCCUCAGCUAUGGUCGUGGUUUUCUGCUGUCGAUACGGACCGAUCGGGCGCAAUCUCUGCUAUUGAGCUUGAGAGGGCGUUGAUCAAUGGAGAUUGGACUCCGUUUGAUUUGGAUACUGUGAAGCUCUUGAUGGGCAUGUUUGACGUCGAUCGGAGCGGAACGAUCGGGUUCAACGAAUUCUGUGGACUCUGGAAAUAUAUCAAGGACUGGCAGAACGUAUUCCGCUACUUCGACAGAGACCGCUCCGGCACCAUCGACCGCAAUGAGCUCCGAGACGCCCUCAGUCGAUUCGGGUACAAUCUCAGCCCGCCCCUGAUCAAGCUUAUCCAAGUCAAAUACGCUUCCAAUGUUGCUAGCAACUAUGGCCCCGCCCUUGGCAUCACGUUCGAUCGCUUCGUUCGCGCUUGUGUGGUUAUCAAGCAAUUGAGCGGGGCGUUCCAGAAUCUGGAUACUGAUAAUGACGGAUGGGUGCAGAUUAGUUAUGAUCAAUUUAUGCAGACUGUUCUGUCGUUGCCUUGAUGUGGUUUUGGUGAUGGAGUCAGGAGAGGAGGGAAAUGUGUACUUUUAUUUUGUCAGUAACAGCAACGUUAUGUAUGUGAGAUAUAUCUAUCUUCUUGUAGUGGGCACUGAAGUCGGCAAGCCGUCGAUAGUUGAGGCCCUCGGGCCGGCGAACACUGGACGCGUGUCAAUCACGUGGCAAGAUAUUUACCAUUACUAUUUCGAAACUUUAUGUUCUCUCGACGUUGUUCU